GGGAAAAUGGCAGAUCUGGGGCGCAGAAAUAUAAAUCAGAAAUUCGCUGAAAGUCUGUACAAGUACAGUCGUCCAAGGAUACCAGAAUAUUCUCGCCUCCAUCCAGUGGUGCCACGGCUCUAUGUCCAGGAAUGGAAGACCGAUAUGAAGAACAGGGAGCUGAUUGUUAAGAAUGCAGAGCUGGGAGGAAUUCCUCACGUGGAACAUGAUGAAAAUAUGUUCUUAGAAAAACGUGAACAGAUGCACUACAAUGUGGAGGACCGGAAUCGUGUUGAGGGAAAGUACAAAAUGCCAAGCAGGGCAAGAUUACUUCAGCCUGAUUUCCACCACGAAACCUCUAAAUACCAGAGUGAACUAAUGUUCCGCAGAGCUAGCGAUAUAACAGAAUAAGAAUUGAACUUUUGAUAUUUUUGAAUAAACACAAUGUGAUAUAGGGUAUGCUAUGAACAUGUUGUGAUAUGAAUAUACAUGUCUUAUGUGGAUUUCGUCCAGAUUUAAUGCAGUAUGGAAGUUACUGGUAUUAUUGAUCAAAGAUCCCUUUGUCACACUCAUAUGAGGGUUUAAUUCAUCACAGGCCUUCUAUUAUUCACAAUCAGUAUUAGUAAUUUACUUCACAAUGGUUAACUUGCCAUUUCCAUAGACUUGUGCAAACUGUGAUUAUCUAUUUUUGUAAAUCUUUUAUUAUUACAUAGUUUUACAAUCACAUUAUGUUUUUCUUCGCACCUGCUUUUUAAUAUAUCAUUCAGACUUUAAAUAUUUUAAAAAUUCUAUUUACUGUUGAGAGUUCUUUUGCCGAUAUUUUCCCCUUUAUAUAUAUGGCACACUCCUAAGUAUUUUUUGUACCUUAGUCAUACAUAAUGUUGGAAUUUUGUAUCUAUAUGUUGCAUGCAGAGUUUUACCGAAACAUAUUUUCCUUCUUUGGUUUGAAAAUAUUUCUCACAGGGGCUUUCAGCAAGUUUUCAUAAUAAUGAAUUUUAAAAGCAUGACUUAUUUUGGGUUGAACUUAAGCUUGUUUU
Messenger RNA from Ylistrum balloti, 1016 nucleotides. Its product is annotated as testis-expressed protein 43-like. The transcript is spliced from 3 exons. The record is from RefSeq and is a predicted model, not a curated record. Lineage: Eukaryota; Metazoa; Mollusca; Bivalvia; Pectinida; Pectinidae. The annotation marks the transcript as partial.